AUGACUGAUAGAACGUUCAAGCAGAAUUCGCCAUCAAUUACACUUCCUAGCGAGUCUCUUUUAGCUAAGGACCCGCUGGAUUUGGGCCAAACCACCAAUGCAUUGUCUGCAGUGGUUCCAGAACCAAUCUACGUCUCACGCGAACAAUCCAGCGGUUUAACCACGAAGACCGGACUCAGCGCCUUGCAAUACACAUUAACAAGCCUGAACAUAUUUCAGCAUCUUCCCAGGUCUUCUAUUCAAGGUGUGGACGAUUUGACACGAAUAAAAAUGGCAAUGAUGAGUGGGAUUCCCAGCGAGGUCAACUGGGCUCUGAGAAAAUAUCUGUCCUACAGUAACAAAGCUCCGUAUAUGAUCAAUUUGAAGGAAAACCGGUACCUUCUCCCGCUUUUCACUAGGAUCCUAUCAGAAACAAGACCACUGCUGCAGAAACUAGAUAUGCCCUUGAAUCGGGAAAGAGAUAUCCCUGUAUUUCAGCAGUGCCUCAGUACAGUUUUGAUCCUCAGAAACCUGGCUCAGGACGCUGAAUCCACUCAGGUUCUGGCCCUGGAUGCUGUGAUCAAAGAUUUCAUCCUCGCGGUCUUACGAAUGGCAAAUAGUAUCAAGGAUGCAACCUUGUUGUUGUACUCGCCAAACUCUCAAUUUUUCAACGAGCUUAUUCACUACGUUAUUGACCUCAUGGAAGCAAUCUCUUCGUACAUCGCACCCGCCAGAAAAGACGAUCCUUAUUUCCAAAAUAUGGUAUCGAUCUUUAGAGAUACCAAAGACCGCUACAUGGUAAUUUCCAUUUUGCGCUCAUUAUCCAGGUUGUUGGUCAGAUCAAAAGCAGAUGAGGAAAGUGCUGCCGAUAAUCUACAUGACAAUACCUUGGACCAAAUUGUGUCGUAUCUACUGGUGGACAACGACAGCGAAUUAGUCAUGGCUUCCUUGGAUUUUCUUUACCAAUAUGUUUUGCCAGGUAACGAAAGAAUUACAACACUACUACAAAGCGAACAGAGAUUUGCAGUUUUAUCUGCGGUAUUACCGAAAUUGCUGACGUAUGGCAUAGUGUUGCCAGACUAUGAGCGUUUCAACAAGGCUGAAGUGAAACUAAAAGCUAGAGUAAAACCACCAGCUCCGACAGAACCACCCAAACUGGAUAAAGUCUUGUUCAGCCAGAUUCUCGAGCUCAAUGAACCUAUGAGAUCAACGGCAUGGUUGCGGUGCUGUUUCGAACCCAUUCAGGAAGCAGAAGUAACUCAAAUUAGUCUUUGGAGGGGGUAUGAAUCAGAAUUUUCACAAGCCGUUAGAGACUCAGGACGAAAGCUGCUGCCAGCCGUUGAGUUUAUUAAAAAUGUUUCUAACACAUUCGAGCACGCGUCCGCGAUGGUCAUCACGGAUGAGGCCACUGGUAAAAAAAGAUUUGUUAUCAAAGGCAUCCAACCCAGGAGAUUUUCUGUGUCAAUCCCUGCUGGGGACGCGGCCGCUAGUGCUUCGGGGAACCGGGUUGUCUCUACAGUCGAAGAUGAAGACGGCACAGCUAGUGAGGCCUCGCAAACUACUUUGCCAGCAAUCAAGUUUCCUUCGAAUUUAUCGGAUGUUUCAAAAGCAAGCGCGACCUUUUUGUGCUUGAUAUCUAAUGAUAAUGAAGGAGCUGGUUUUAGCUUCUGUAAAAAAGUCAGGCCGAUUGUGCUGCACGUAUUAGCGGACGUUCCACCUCUGAACUCAGCUUUGGCAGAAUACAUGGACAACAUUACGACCGUCUGA
This is a messenger RNA of Lachancea meyersii CBS 8951, 1746 nucleotides long. The record is from the annotation of a GenBank genome assembly. Lineage: Eukaryota; Fungi; Ascomycota; Saccharomycetes; Saccharomycetales; Saccharomycetaceae.